AAUUUCUAAACAAAGAAGCUAAUAAUUUUUUUUAUUAAUUCAUAUAAAACUAAUGUUUAAAAUUGAACUAUUAAUAUUGAUCUUGCACUUUAAAUAAAUAAACAAAAAUACUUCAUUAAUAUAUGAUUUGUACAAUAUCAUCAAACAAAUUUCAACAAAUAUAAAUUUUCAAAAUAAAAAUUAUAUACAUAAAAUUGAUAUUAGAUAUAUAUCUUUAUAACAUAUUUUAUAUUUUAAAUAUUAAUUUAAAAAUAUAAAUAUAUCCGUACGGAUGUGCGGGUUAAUAUCUAAUUAUUUUUGACAGCUUGGUUUGUGCUGCGGGAGUAGGAAGUGCAGCAUUAUUUGCUACUCCCUCUGUUUUUUUAUUUGAUGUUAUAGAGAUUUAACGCUAAUUACCCGCGUGGAAGUAUCUAGGUAUAAAUAUAUCAUUCCACCAAUUCCAUGAAUAAUUAGAUAAAAUUCAAAGAAAACUAUUCUGAAACAAAUUUGUUUAUGAAUGAAUGGAAUAAAAUCCAUUCUAUUUUUUGUUGUAUUUCAUUCUUAUAUUUCCAUAUAUUAUUCCACUAAUUCCAUAUUAGUUUAUCAGUUAUGGCCAAAAUCACACAUGUUAUAAGAAAGUUUUUUUAUAUGAAUAACUUAACAUUUUAAAAAUAAAAAUUUUAAUCAUUUUUCUCAUUGUAUGUUCUUUUAGUCAAAAUAAAUAUUUUUUAACUCUUUUUGGAGAUUCACCCUAUUUAUUAAUAAUGAUGUACUUAUCAUCUUCUUUCUCUCUCCCCAUUUCUCAUAUAUCUUUGCGAGUCUCUCUUCCCUCACAUGCAUAGACAAACCAACCACUUCUUCACACUCAUUGCAUAACAUCGCGGCUAAUUUAACAAUGUCGUUGAACCGACUUAUCUUCCCUUUCUUCAUCCUCGUCUCUCUCAUCCUCUCCGGCUUCGCGUCCUCUCAGACAUUACCCAAAGAAGAAGUGGAUGCUUUAAGAGCCGUAGCGACGGCUUUAAAGAAGAGUAACUGGAAUUUCAAUGUCGAUCCAUGCGACCUCACCUCAUCUGAAGGUGGUUGGAGAAAUCUUAACGCCACCAGCAAACAAUUUGCAGACACCGUUACUUGUAACUGCUCCUCCACCGUUUGCCAUGUCACCAGCAUAGUUCUCAAGGCACAAAGCCUCCAAGGAUCUCUUCCUAAAGAGUUUGCAGGACUUCCUUUUCUGCAAGAGAUUGAUCUGUCUAGAAACUAUCUCAACGGUUCCAUUCCUCCCGAAUGGGGAACCCUGCCACUUGUAAACAUCUCACUGCUUGCAAACCGGAUACGCGGUCCAAUACCGAAAGAGAUUGGAAACAUUACAACCCUUAAGACCCUUGUCUUGGAAUCUAAUCAGAUCUCAGGGAACUUACCUCCAGAGCUCGGGAAUCUACAAAACAUUGAUAAAAUCCUUCUUGGCACGAACUACUUGACUGGAGACAUCCCAAGUACAUUUUCCAAACUUACUACGUUGAUUGAUUUCCGUAUAAGUGACAACCAGUUUACCGGAACUAUACCAGAUUUCAUCAAGAACUGGACAAAACUUUUUAAACUGGCUAUUCAAGCAAGUGGUUUAGUUGGACCGAUUCCUAGUACCAUUGGUACUCUUGUGAAAUUAACAGACUUGAGAAUCAGUGACUUGAAUGGACCUGGUUCUCCAUUUCCACCAAUACAAAACAUGACAUCGCUGAAGACAUUGAUUCUUAGGAACUCCAAUCUUACAGGAGAAUUACCUGCUUAUCUUGGAUCAAUCACAACGUUAAAGCUCUUAGAUCUUAGCUUUAACAAACUCAGUGGACCAAUCCCAGCAACAUAUAGCAAUCUUUGGAAUGUAGAUAACAUAUAUUUUACAAGUAACAUGUUGAAUGGGGAAGUACCAAGGUGGGCGGUAGACAAAGGAAACAAUAUUGAUCUUACUUACAAUAACUUCUCCAAAGAUCGAACAACUAAAGAAUGUUCGCUGCGUAAUGCGAAUAUGUUUUCAAGCACAACCACAAGCCCUUUAGCGGCAAAUAACUACUCAAACGUUGCUUGUCUGAGUUACUACAUAUGUCCUAAGACAUUUUAUGGCCUUCAUAUAAACUGUGGUGGUGAUGAACUAACAGUCAACGGGACUAUGUAUGAUUCGGAUACAUGGGAGAAACCAUUCCAUGACGGUAGUCGAACCGGUUGGGUUUCUAGCAACACCGGGAACUUCUUGGACGAUGAACGGGAUCUCAAAGUAACAACCUUAUGGACAAAUACAUCAGAGCUUAAGACAGCAGAGCCUAGUCUUUACACACAGGCCCGUCUCUCGGCCAUUUCCCUCACUUACUUGGCAUUGUGUCUUGGAAACGGAAGCUAUACAGUUAAACUUCAUUUCGCUGAAACUAUGUUCGGUAACAAUGAAACCUAUAGCAGUUUGGGGAGACGAUUCUUUGACAUAUAUGUUCAGGGUAAACUUGUGGUUAAGGAUUUUGAUAUUGUGAGUGAGGCAAAAGGUGCUGGAAGAGUUGUGGUUAAGAGUUUUCAAGUUAUGAUUACAAAUGGGAUGUUGGAAAUAAGAUUGUUUUGGGCUGGUAAAGGAACUCAAGCUAUUCCUGUAAGAGGUUCAUAUGGCGUUCUCAUAUCAGCUGUAUCGGUAGAUCCAAAUUUCAAUGUUAGUGGAACCUCUAUUGGCAUAAUAGUUGGUGCUGCAGUGGCUUCGUUGGUGUUUCUUGUGCUUCUAAUCGUUGGUAUUUUAUGGUGUAGAGGUUGCUUUAGACCCAAGAGUCAGAUGGAGAAAGAUUUCAAGAACUUGGAUUUCCAGAUUAGUUCCUUCUCCUUGAAGCAAAUCAAAGAUGCUACAGACAACUUUUAUCCAGCAAAUAAGAUAGGAGAAGGUGGCUUUGGUCCUGUACACAAGGGAAAGCUACCUAAUGGAACUUUAAUCGCGGUGAAGCAGCUGUCGUCUAAAUCAAACCAAGGGAACAGAGAGUUCUUGAACGAGAUUGGUAUGAUCUCUGCUCUAGAGCAUCCACAUCUGGUUAAACUAUACGGAUGCUGCGUGGAAGGUGGCCAGCUCUUGCUAAUCUACGAGUACUUAGUAAACAACAGUCUCGCUAGAGCACUUUUCGGUCCUCUAGAGACUCAAAUACGACUAGACUGGCCGAUAAGGCAGAAGAUCUGCGUCGGAAUAGCAAGAGGAUUAGCUUACCUCCACGAGGAAUCAAGACUCAAGAUUGUACACAGAGACAUCAAAGCUACUAAUGUCUUGCUGGACAAGGAACUAAACCCGAAGAUUUCGGAUUUUGGUCUUGCUAAGCUUGAUGAACAAGAAGACACACACAUGAGCACACGAGUCGCAGGAACAUAUGGAUACAUGGCUCCAGAGUAUGCGAUGAGAGGUCAUUUGACAGAUAAAGCAGACGUCUACAGCUUUGGCGUCGUGGCUCUAGAGAUCGUUCAUGGAAGAAGCAACACGAGCGCACGUUCCAAAGCCGAGACCUUCUACCUUCUUGACUGGGUACACGUUCUAAGGGAGCAAAACAAGCUGAUGGAAGUAGUAGACCCGAGGCUUGGAACAGACUACAACAGAGAAGAAGCAAUGAAGAUGAUCCAGAUUGGUAUCCUCUGCACCAGUCUAGUUCCGUCGGACAGACCGUCGAUGUCGACGGUGGUGAGCAUGCUCGAAGGACACUCCACGGUGGAUGUUGAGGAGCUUCUUGAAAAUUCGUUCAGUAGGGGAAAUGAGAAAGACGAAGAGAGUGUGAGGGCGAUGAAGAGGCAUUUCGCGAUGAUAGGUGGACAGGAGAUGACGAAUGUGACGAAGCAUACUACAAACAACGACGGACCAUUCACUUCGUCGUCUUCGUCCUCGGCCAACGCCGGUGAUCUUUACCCUGUUAAGCUUGACUCUGCUUACUGGAACUCUAGAGUUUGAUCAUGGAUUAUGUUUUUGCAAGAAACAAAACAACAAUUAAAUUACGGGGGAAGUAAUUAUGACCCUCUUUUUUUGUGCAAAAUUAUGACUCUCUUUGUUUCGCUUUUUGUACGUAAAGUUUUCUUUUAAUGUUUGAAUUACAAUUGUCCUGUUUAAGACAAUCUGAAGACUACGUUUGAUGAAGCAGAAUAUGAGAUAUCUUAAGAGAUUAAACAUGUCCAAACCGAUUUAUAUGAAGUAAUUAUGAAUUAUGGAGUAAGUAACUAUGAAUCUUUAUAUAAUGCUUUUGUAAAAUAAAAUAAAAAUAUGGAGUAAGUAAUUAUGAAAUAGUUUACAAAAAAAAAUAAUUAUGAAUCUUAUUCUUUGUAAAAUUUCCUUAUAUUUGAAUUACGAUAUGUUUUAUGCAAGACAAUUUGAAGGUUACAUUUCUUGAAAUUGAAUAUGAGAUAUAUUGAGAGAUUAAACAGGUCCAAAACAAUUUAGAUGAAGUAAUGCGAGGGAAGACAAAAUAUUGUUGUUCUGUUAAUAUCUUUUCUUGUUUUGCAAUUGAAGUAUGAUUUGGCGAUUAGUUUUGUGAAUAGAAUCAAUGUUGUGGUUUGUAAACUUUUAUACAAAAAUCUACUAUAUUAAAAUAGAGUCCUAUUUAAAAUUUAUCUUGGUACAUGAUAUUUGGUCCACUUAAUACACUAUUUAUUCCAAUGGAUUAAUCUAUCAUAUUAUUUGCGAAGUAAAUUUUUGGAAUCGAGCUCUCACGUUAAAAGUUAGAGUGGUUAAUAUCGUUUAUACCCUUAAUGAAUAAAAUCUAUAAAUUAACUAAAACAUAAAAACGAAUUUAAAAUUAUUUGGUUAGAUAAGUUAUUAUUAAUAAUAAAAAAAACUUAUCCAAAAUCUGAAAUAUAUAUUUUAAAAUAAAAUAUAAUUCCUAUAUUUUUUUGUUGUUAUCCGAAAACAUAUUUUAAUAAAAAAUUUAAAUACUAAAAAUUUAAAACAAAAAACACACAGAAAAAAUAUAUCUUAAUAUUAUUCAAAAAAUAAUUUUAGAUAAUUUUUAUUACAUGUCAAUAUAAAAAAAAUUUAGUUGAGGGGUUUUAAGGUUAAAACCUCAUAAAUCUUCUAUCUUUUACUAUAUUAUAUUAAAAUAAAUAUAAAUUCAUGUAUAUAGUUUUAUGUAUAUUUUUAUGUGUUUAUAAAUGUUUUGAAGAUUAUUUUACAUAAUAAUAGAUAUUUUAUUAAAAUAAAAAACUUUAGCGUAUAUAUA
Molecule: messenger RNA, 5180 nt
Organism: Brassica napus (rape)
Lineage: Eukaryota; Viridiplantae; Streptophyta; Magnoliopsida; Brassicales; Brassicaceae
Product: probable leucine-rich repeat receptor-like serine/threonine-protein kinase At3g14840
Exons: 23
Coding region: 875-3922 (1015 amino acids)
Biological process (GO): protein phosphorylation
Molecular function (GO): ATP binding; protein binding; protein kinase activity
Source: RefSeq, a predicted model, not a curated record